AUGCUUAAAAAGCAAUUCAGUCAUUAUAGUCAAAAAUCACCUGUUGCUCGAGUACUUGAAUACAGUUUGAUGCGUAUCUACGAAACAAAUCAAUUACUUUUUGAAAUAGAACGACAAAUGAGUACAAAAUAUGAUUCAACCAAUGAAGUUCAUGAAAAGAAAUUAUUACAGUUAUGGAAUUAUAUGAAACCAGAUACAAAAUUAGAAUCUAGAUUGUCUAAACAGUGGGUUGAAAUUGGUUUUCAAGGUCAAGAUCCAGCUACCGAUUUUCGUGGAAUGGGAAUUCAAGGUUUAAAUGAUUUACUUUAUUUUGUUCAAACUUACCCACAUCAUGCUUUAUCUAUUCUUCAACAUGCCUCUCAUCCCGUGCAUUGGUAUCCUUAUGCUAUCGUUGGCAUUAAUAUCACUAAAUUUGUUUAUCAACUAUUAGAAUCUAAAAGGCUUCAAUCUUAUUUAUUUCAAUACGGUACACAUCUUGAUAGUCUACAAGACUUUUAUUCUUAUUUAUUUUAUCGAUUUAAUCAAUUUUGGAUCUCACAGCAUUUAACAGUCAUGGAUUUUGAAGUCAAAUUUAAAGAAUUUCAGUUACAAAUAGAAAAGGAUUUAUUAAAGGACACCAUGAUGUUCAAGAUAAAAUAA
Cokeromyces recurvatus is the source of this 639-nucleotide messenger RNA. RefSeq lists its product as uncharacterized. Gene Ontology annotation, molecular function: GTPase activator activity. The coding region runs from base 1 to 639 and encodes 212 amino acids. The record is from RefSeq and is a predicted model, not a curated record. The transcript has 2 exons. NCBI's taxonomy places the organism in Eukaryota, Fungi, Mucoromycota, Mucoromycetes, Mucorales, Mucoraceae.